Rhincodon typus (whale shark) is the source of this 2085-nucleotide messenger RNA. RefSeq names its product FAD-dependent oxidoreductase domain containing 1 (gene foxred1). Lineage: Eukaryota; Metazoa; Chordata; Chondrichthyes; Orectolobiformes; Rhincodontidae. The transcript is spliced from 11 exons. Gene Ontology annotation, cellular component: cytoplasm. The record is from RefSeq and is a predicted model, not a curated record. Gene Ontology annotation, molecular function: oxidoreductase activity. Bases 44 to 1558 code for a protein of 504 amino acids.
UGCGCGCACUGCCUCACGGACAGCAAUUCCAGCAGUUGCUGUUAUGUUGCCCCGAGUUGUCAGCACGUGCUGGCCCCUGGGCUUUCUGAACCGCUGCUCCUGUUUAACCAGCCGAGGGCCAGGCUGGGCCGCCGUCAGCAGCAGUGCCCGGUUCCGGAAACGAAACGACUUCGUGAAAGAUCUAGAAAAGGAGUUUGUCAAAUUUAGACAGAAAGCAAAGGAAGUACUCCCUGGCAGUGACUGGAGUCCAUUGCAUCCCCAGACUCCUGGACUGCCACCUGAGUGGGCUGACAUUGUCAUCGUGGGAGGAGGGGUAAUUGGCUGGUCCACUGCUUACUGGUUGAAGAAAAAAGAGGCAAUUCGGGAAGGGGUCCGAGUGGUGGUCAUAGAGAAAGACCCAACUUAUACCAAAGCCUCCACAGUCUUGUCUGUAGGAGGAAUUCGCCAGCAGUUCUCUCUGCCAGAAAAUAUCCACCUGUCCAUUGAAUCUGCUCACUUCCUUCGCAAUAUCCAGGAGCACUUAAAUGUGGUGAAUGAGGAUCCUGUGGAUAUCCAGUUCAAUCCCUCAGGCUAUCUAUUUCUGGCUGGACAGGAGCAGAGUGCAAUUUUGGAGGAAAACUAUCAAAUUCAGAGGGCUGAAGGAGCAGCAGUCACUCUGCUCACACCACAGCAGUUACAAAAGAAAUUCCCAUGGAUGAACACCGAUGGAGUCGCCAUAGCUUCGUUUGGUCUGGAGAAUGAAGGUUGGUUUGACCCCUGGCUGCUGCUGAAUGCUUUCCGAAAGAAGGCGAUAUCAAUGGGUGUGUUUCCAUGUUAUGGAGAAGUGAUAGGUUUUCAAUGUUCAACCAGAGAGAUGAAGACUGAUGAUGGCAGAGGUGUCUCACUGAAAAGAAUUCACCAUGUCAAUGUGCGGAUGCCAAAUAGCAUAGAGUACCAACCAGUGGAAUGUGCAAUCGUAGUCAAUGAGGCUGGAGCAUGGUCAGGAAAAGUGGCAGAGAUGGCUGGGAUUGGUAAUGGACCUGAAGGCACCUUGGAGGGCAUAAAACUCCCAGUAGAGCCCAGAAAAAGAUAUGUGUAUGUCUUCCACUGUCCAAAUGGUCCAGGGCUGGAAUGCCCGUUGAUUGUUGACCACAAGGGAGCUUAUUGCCGUCGAGAAGGCUUUGGAGGAAACUACUUGGGAGGACUUUCUCCAACUGAGGAGGACGAACCAGAUACCAGUGAUCUGGAGGUGGAUUAUGAAUACUUCCAAGACUCAGUUUGGCCCACACUAGCUCAGAGAGUGCCUGCUUUUGUGUCCUUGAAGUUGAAAAGUGCUUGGGCAGGUUACUACGAUUACAACACCUUCGAUCAGAAUGCGAUCAUCGGCACUCAUCCAUUGGUUACCAACAUGUAUUUUGCAACUGGCUUCAGUGGGCAUGGUCUACAGCACUCACCUGCUGUGGGCAGAUCUAUUGCUGAACUCAUUCUUGAUGGAAAAUUCAAAACACUUGACCUAAGUGCAUUUGACUUUAUCCGAUUCUUCAGAGGAACCAAAGUACUGGAAAAUAACAUAGUGUGAAAUCCUGCAAUCCUCUUGUGAUCAGAUAUCCUAGAAGAUAUCAAAAAAUUAGUUUUGAUUCACAGUUCGUCUCUACUUCACAAAAUGUAAUCAUGACAAAUCCUGGAUACUUUUGGACUGAAUUUUUAAAAGGAAUUUGAAUUUACUGCAAUUCAUUUCACAACUGAUCCUUGGCAGAUUGUGGACUAAAUGAUCGAGCUGUGUUCUUUGAUGAAUUAUUGCAGUGUGAUGACCUAGUAUCUGGUUUUUAAAAAAUCAAGACCUGUAGCAGCAUUUACAAUCAACAUUUCUAUUGCAGCACUUUUCCUAGGUAUUUAUUCUGCAAUGGUGCAACAAUUCAAAAUUUCAUUUAUCCCAAUGUACCACUCUUUCUCCUCUUAAAACUCUGAUUUCCCAAGCUAUAUUUGUAUCACCUUAACCUUCUUGAUUCAUUUCUGUGCAAUGGCUUUUCAGUGCCAUGCAUCCCAUGUCCCAUGACAAUAAACUUGGCUUCCGUGAAUUUAUAUUCUAAGAAGGAGAAAAAUUCA